Molecule: messenger RNA, 989 nt
Organism: Harmonia axyridis
Lineage: Eukaryota; Metazoa; Arthropoda; Insecta; Coleoptera; Coccinellidae
Product: ankyrin repeat domain-containing protein 54-like
Exons: 3
Coding region: 196-945 (249 amino acids)
Molecular function (GO): protein binding
Source: RefSeq, a predicted model, not a curated record
UUACUCGUCUAUCCACUGUCAUUGAUUGUAACAAGUGUUUACUUUCUACUCUAAAGUAAACAUUAAGUGAAUAACUUACUAUAAAGAUAUAUUGUUCUACAAAUAUACAUUAUUUGUGUAAUUUAGUGUUUGAUUGUGAAGAUAAUAUCAGUUAGAAACUUUUCAAAUUCAUAAAUUGCACAAAUUAUUUGGAAAAUGUCACAUAGUGAUAGUGAAGUGCGUGAUGAAGAGAAGGAAAGGAGAAGAAAAUUGGGAUCAAUUACUAAAGCCAAAUUUAGGUGUAGGAUUGAUUCUAAUCCAAUUCUCAAGACUAGAGAGUUGAAGCAACACCUGAAACCUAUUUUGGCAGAGUUGAAGUUAAUAAGAUGUGUGAAUAAUAAUAAUGUUGAAGAAACUAAAAACUUAUUAGAAUCUGGAGUUAGUGCUAAUUCCACUGAUUCAUUGAAGAGAAGUGCAUUACACAUAGCCGUUUCUAGAGGCUACAGGGAAGUAGUAGAACUUUUGCUCAAACACGGAGCAGACCCCAACAAGCGAGAUAGUAUACAAAACACGCCUCUUCAUUUAGCAGCUUGUUCUCAUAAUUUAGCAAUAAUCACACUUCUAAUAACUGCCGGGGCAGAUGUAGAUUCACAAGAUAUGCAUGGCAGACAUCCAUUACAACUAGCUAGAAGCAAGUUACAGAUCCUUCAAAGAUUUUGGCUGCAGGGUCAUAUAGAAAUGACAAAAUUGAAAACAGAAGUUAAAGAUGUAAUAGAUUUGAUGAUAUCAGUACAAACUGCCAAGAAAUGGGGAAGUAGUGAUUUUGCUCCUGCAAGCCCUACUGAGGAAGCAAAACAAAGAAUAAAUAACUUGGAAAAUAUGAAAUUAACUUUAAAUGAUGAAAGUGAAAUUGAUUACCAAUUUGAUCAUUUAUUGAUUAGCCUCCAGAAUUUUCAGAUUAGUUGAAUUAUAUAAGAUGGUGUAUGAAAUUAAAAAAAAUUACAAUUUGA